Molecule: messenger RNA, 2595 nt
Organism: Nezara viridula (southern green stink bug)
Lineage: Eukaryota; Metazoa; Arthropoda; Insecta; Hemiptera; Pentatomidae
Source: the annotation of a GenBank genome assembly
CGAUAAUUAAAAACGUUUAAUCUUGAUUUGAGAUUAAUGAAAAAUUUAUUUUACUCUUUGAAAUUUUGUAAGACUUGAUUUGCCUUUGAAAUUAAGGGUGUAGAAAUAAUUGGACUGAAUAGAAAUGAAAUAGGAACUUAAUUAUCAAAAAGGUCAACUGUUGAGGAUUGUAAUAUAUAUCAUGACUUUAGAAAAAUUGUUGAUAAUAUCAAUGGACACUUUGAGAAUAUAUAUAUCAGUCUUUUCCAAAUUCUGUUCAAAAAAAAAAAAAAAAAGAAAAAGUAAUUGAAAUACCAUGGUCACUCAGUGUUAAGAACCUGACUAAGGAAGGUUAUAAUAAACAACUUGAAUGCACAGUUUUUAUUUAUUGAUUAACGAUGGAAUAUGACAAAGAAGAAAAAUGUCGACUUUGUAUGUCUUAUGAUAUAACUGAAGAGUCUAUUUUCGAUACUAGAGAGGAUGGGGUUUCUUUAAGUGCCAAAAUAAUGAUAUGCACUUCUCUGAUGGUGUCACCAGAGGAUCAGUAUUCCAAGUAUAUAUGCAGUAAUUGUGCAGAUAUGUUGGAUCUCUUCUUCCAUUUUAGAAAUACUUGUUUUAAAACUUAUAUGACAAUGUACUCUGAUCUUGGUGAAUUUAAAUUAGAAGAUGAUGCGACUAUUGAUAUCCAAGAUGAUCCGCCAGAGUUUGAAGAUGAUUAUGAUUCUGAGAAGUUCAGAAUAAAAGAUUCAAUGUGUUCUUUUCGAAAUAAAGAAGAUGAUAAUUGCACUGAAAAUCCCGAUGACUUAGGAAUUGAUAAAGUUGUAUCUGAAGAAGUUGUAUUUGAUGAUCGGGAAACAAAUGAAAUGUUUACUGCGAAGCAGUUCCAAGUAGGCUGUUAUGUAUCAUUGAAUGGUAAAGAACCAGAAAACGAAGAAACCAACUUGAUGAGAAGGGAUUUGAUUAAUACUGAUCAAUCUGAUGAGAAUAUGAUUUUCGACGAAGAAAUAGUCGAGGAGUCUGGAAAUGAUGAAGAAGGUGAAUCUGUCAAGAAAAGCAACAAGGCUAAAGAAUUCUGCUGUGAAACUUGUGGUCAAGUAUUUAAACAACUUUGGCUUCUCACGAGGCAUAUUCAAGUGAAGCACAUCAGGGUCCGUCAGCCAUUUAUAAAAGCAAUGCUGAUUAUCGGAGGCGGAGUCAGUGGUUUAGCUGCUGCUCAUUAUUUACUGAAAUCUGGAGUCAAGGAAAUAAAUAUCUUAGAAGCGAGCAACAGGCUUGGAGGUUGGGUUCGGUCGAUCAAAGAUCCGAAAACUGGACUCGUCUUUGAAAAAGGGCCUCGAACUCUAAGAGUGAAUACUCCAUCUGCCCUUAACACACUGACGCUAAUCGAAGAACUUGGAAUAGAAUCGAAGAUCAAACCUGUCCUCAAGGACAGCCCUGCUUCAAAGAACCGGUUAAUCUACGUCAACAAUAAAUUACACCCCCUACCAACUGACUUAAUGAGCAUUUUUAAGAAGGUGCCACCAUUUUCAAAGCCUAUGUAUUAUGCUAUCUUCAGAGACUUAUUAACACCAAGGAAAACUUGUUCUGAUGAUAAUAUAUAUGAUUUUGUAUCUCGAAGAUUUGGAAACGAAAUUGCCAAUUAUCUCAUAAGCUCAUUGAUAUGCGGUAUAUGUGCUGGAGAUGCCAAAGAGAUAAGUGUAAAGCUUCUAAUGCCUAUGCUGUUUGAAUAUGAGCAGAGUCACGGCUCCGUUCUAAAAGGAAUGAUUUCAAGAAUCAUGAAAGAUUCAAAGAAAAAAAUAGAAAAUGUUAUUCCAGAAGAUAAUUUAAUUACAAAAGCGAUGAAAGAACAUUGGAACGUUUACGGUUUAGAAGGAGGUUUAAGUAUCCUACCUAAUAAUUUACUUGAAUCUAUAACUAAACAAGGCACAAAUGUAAAGUUGGACACAAAAGUUACAGAGCUGUCCUUUAAAGAAGGUGUUGUAAAAUGCAAAGUUGGAAAUGAAGAAAUCAUAUCUAAGCAUGUAUUCAGUUCUUUGUCUGCUAAACAUUUAGCACCAUUGUUGAGCAAAGAACAUCCAAAAUUGGCGGCAGAUCUAGCUAGUAUCCCAUGUGUAACAGUAUGCGUAGUGAAUCUAGCAUAUAAAGGCAACGUAAUAGAUCAUAAUGCUUUUGGAUUUUUAGUGCCGCCAUCUCAGAAAAUCCCAUUAUUAGGCGUAAUUUUUGAUACAUGCAGCUUUCCUCAGGAAGAUUGGACAGUAUUAACAGCGAUGGUAGGCGGAAAAUGGUUCGAUGAACAAAUAGGAAAAAAGAGUGAAGAAGAAAUUCUAGAUUUAGUGGCUUCUCAAAUAAAAUCUAUUUUAGGUGUUAAAACAGAUCCAGAGAGUUAUCAUGUAUCAAUUAUGAAAGACUGCAUAGCUCAAUAUGUUGUCGGCCAUCAUGAAAAGGUACAAAACAUAUUUUCUUAUAUUAAGCAAAAUAAGUUGCCUCUUUCGUUAGUAGGGGCGUCCUAUAAAGGCGUUGGAGUAAAUGAUGCAAUACUUUCGUCAAAAACAGGAGUUGAAGAAUUAAUGAAAGAUUUCAAUCUGUGAUUGUACAAUAAAUAAUUUUAAUAUUUAA